AUGCAGACAGCUUGUUCACCCGCUGAUGGCGAAGUGUUUCCGUUGCCGUUGCUUCCGCCACCAACAGCCCCUGCCUCGUCCUCAGCACGAUCACGCAACAGGUUUACUAAGAAGUUGCGGCUCUGGAAGUACGCAAUCGGUUUGAUUCAUUUCUUGAAUUUCUUGCAUGUGGGCACAAGUAGACACACCAAGAAGCUUUAUGCAGCAGCGCUGGUCGAUGAACCGAACCAGGCUCAGAAAGCUGUUUGGAGACAUUUGCUUCAGAUUAGCAAAACUGGUCUUCGGGUCCGCCGGGAGGUCCCUCCGACAGGCGGCCAGCCGGCCGUCGCGGCGCUCGUCAAAUCUGCGAAGGUGGAUGCGAUGGGUUAUGCGACGGUUUCCAAGACGCAUGCCCAAGUGCCCAUGGACGCUUCUCGCAUUGUGGAACCGUCGGAUGAACGUGUAGUCGACAUGUUGCAAGCACUACCGCAAGAUGAACGUCAGUUUUAUGCCCGCGAAGAGAACGUCGUCGAACUUCUUGGUAAGAGCAACGUCAUUCAACAAGAGUUGGAACAGCAGUAUGCUUUCGUUGGUGGUAGCCUUGAAGAGUACCUGAAGUAUUUUCAUCGGCAGGAUAUUCCAACAAACAUGUGGGAGUGGAAACGCUUCCGUGAUGUGAAAGCAGUCGCUGGCUUUUCGGUGGUUCCCAAGAAAGAUGGAAGUUCUCAGCGCAAAUUGCUUAUGUGUUGUUCGUUCAACUACUUGCUCUGCGACCCCCGAAAUCGUUCUUCUCUAGGAAUGCAGGGGGCUGGAGCCCUGACACGCAUACAUGUGACCGCAGGGGACAAGUUAGAGCUGGCGGCCUGUGAUCAAUCAAACGCCUUCACACGGGUUGCAGUGCCCAGCUGGAUGGUGCCAUAUCUAGCUGCUCCCCCUGUCACUGCUGCAUCAGUUUGGGGCUUGUUGCCGGGCCACCUAAAAGCGACCAUCAGUGAGUUUGACUUGGUAUCUCCAUGCUACAAACGCUUGCCGAUGGGAUGUAGUCAUUCUGUCCACAUUUUGAUGAUGAUCAACCUGCAGGUCAUAGGACGGUCUCUGAGAGCGAAUGCCGUGGUGGAGACAGGCCAACAUGACAUUCCGCCUGAAGAACAGCCGAAUAGAUUGUUGGAAGAUCUAGGGUGUGAUCACUCAUUCGGUGGCUGCAAUGAUGAUGAAUGGUGGUUUCGCUUUCAGGUCGGAGUUGGGCAGCGUUUCGAGUCGGGCUACUCCGUGCAGGAGUGGUGGGAUGCAAUUCGCGCAGCGCGUUCAUCCAGCGACCGCACAAUCGUUGUCAUGAACUUCUCCGGAGGGGAACGUAGAGACGGUGACGUGCAGGAACAUGUCGAAAAGCUUGCCGCGGAGGCAAAUAUCAAAGUGUUGAUGAUCACAGUUGACCUUGGUUGUGAUUCUCGCUGGGAUGUUGCGCAGCCGGAAACUUUCCAUGAACUCAUGCGUAUGCUGGAAGGCUACGUUGACAUCAUUGUCGGGGGUCCGCCUUGCUCAACGGUGUCUCGAGCCAGGCAUCGCCGCGGAGGUGAGGGUCUCAACCUUCCAAGACCGCUACGUUUUCGUUCAUGCCCAUGGGGUCGCGCAGGUCUCACUACCGCGGAAUCUGGAAGACUCCGUGAGGCAAACCGCUUGUGGUUACAUUUCAUGAUGGCUUGCGAGAAAGUAUCGGCACGAGGAGGGUGCCACUUGUUUGAACAUCCUGAAGACCCAGGGGUUGAGCCCUUCCCUUCCAUUUGGAUCACCCCAGAGAUGAUCCAAUUGGAGUUGCGUACGAAAGCACGGCGAGUCACUUUUGACCAGUGCGCUUGUGGAGCGCCAGUCAAGAAGGGUACAACUGUGUCAGGAACACUGGACGGCAUUGGCGAGUUCGAGCGGUUUCAAUGUCCGGGCGUUGGUCCAGAGCACUUUCAUGCAGGGCAUGCCACAGGGCUUGAUGAACGCGGUUCUUUUCGGUCAAGGCGGCUUCAGGCUUACCCGCCAGCCAUGUGUGAACUUCUGGCGAGGUGCAUCGUGAAGAGUGCUCAGCGUAUGGUGACAGAAGGCUCGGGCCCCACUGGUUACUUACUUCCUGCGGGGGUUCAAGCAGUUCCGACAGCAUGGUCCUUCUCACAUUCACAGAUGCACUCGGCGGGAGUUGACAUUCUCAAUGAGCAGGUAGUGCAUGGGCGGCGCACGCUGCUUUCCUCAACACAGGCAGGUGUGUACUUACACGUGGAUGACACAUUAACGUUCAGCACGGAGUCAUGUAGUUUGUCUGCCGCAGACAUGAUGCACACCGUUGCCAAUUCCAUGGAGGAGAUUGGUUUUGUAGUGCCUGAAAGAGUACUGCCCAAUGAAGUGGUGAAGGUGAUCGGCUAUGCAUGGUCGCCAAGUACAAGCACGUUCAGCUUGCCUCCAAGGAAGAGGGUUUUACUACAGCGAGCUCUGCGAGCGUUGGCCGUUCAACGUCGUGUUGAGGUCGCUGUCCUUCGGGCCGUGAUUGGUCUUUGGUCUUUCGGAGCACAGCUGAGGCGCGACCUGUACGCAGUCCCUUUCGUAAUUUACAACUUCAUUGACAAGUUUGAUGGCUUAACGGUCAGGCUUUGGCCGUCGGUCCGCCAAGAACUCAUCCACAUGGCCACUGCAGUUGAUUUCAUGUAUGCCCUUCCCAGAAAGAGCUUUAACACCUACAAUCCCGUUUUCAUUGCUUCCAGCUGCUUUAUUUUCCGAGUCCAGAUGGACUGUGGUUUUGCAGGGUCGGUGGAAAGACGUUGGGCAUCCGAACAGACGUUCAAGACCUACCUCGACGUCGUGCCUACAGUGAAGCGCACUUUGCCGAUUUCUUUCCUGCUGGAGUUUUCAGGUCGAGCGAUGGGUGAGGGAGUGUUGGAUUUUGACGGCUUCGAAAUCCCAGAUGUCCCAACGCUUCAAGGUCUUCCGCAGGCUAU
This is a messenger RNA of Symbiodinium sp. CCMP2456, 2954 nucleotides long. NCBI's taxonomy places the organism in Eukaryota, Dinophyceae, Suessiales, Symbiodiniaceae. The record is from the annotation of a GenBank genome assembly.